GAAUGUUAAGAAGUGCGGACAAACAUUUGCGGAAUUGCGGGGAUAUAAACGCAUAGUACCAUUUUUAUUAAUUUUUGUAAAUUUUUAGUUGAAUAAUUUUGGAAUUUAUUUGGGAGGUUUUUCUCAUUGUGCUUUGGAAUAAAUACAAGUCUAUCAAUCAAAAAAGAAGAAAAAAAUUUUUCAACUCGCCUUCUCUCCCUUCACUUUUGGCAAUAAUUGUAGUAUCAAUAAAUUCAGCUCUACGUCCAGUCAAUAAACCAAUUAUUUUUUGAAUAUUUGUAGUUGCUUGGGGUAAGAAAAUUGGACAUUUUCUUUUUAUACUUUUUUUAAAAUUAAAUUUAAAAAUUAAAAAAAAUUUUAAGUACUUCCCAGGUGUAGUAGGUAAAUGUGUAGAUGUAUACCCCCUUAUUACAUCGUUCCCAAAGGGGUCUUGACCAUAAAAACUUAAAACAAGUUGAGGCCCUUAAAAUAAAAAUGUUUGUUGUUUUGUUGGGAAAGUUUGUUUGUUUUAAUCAAAGUUGCAAAUGUUUUGUGUUUUCCGGAAAAGUUUGUUCGUAAGAAAUUAUAGAUGUUUUUAUAAAAGUUGGAAUGUUUGUGUUUGUUGAUAUGUUU
This is a messenger RNA of Meloidogyne enterolobii, 612 nucleotides long. NCBI's taxonomy places the organism in Eukaryota, Metazoa, Nematoda, Chromadorea, Rhabditida, Meloidogynidae. The record is from the annotation of a GenBank genome assembly.